GACUAUUUUAAAAACUUGCAUUUGUCAGAUCUAAAGAAAGGUUAAUUUUUGUCGAUUUGUGGUUCGCGAAACACUCGGUAGCACAAAAUGUAUAUAAGACGUGGGGUGCCUUAUGUAAUCUUUUGGACAAUGAUCGUGGUGUUCGUUUAUAUAACGCUUAAACAAUUUUCUGUGGUUAGAAAAUCGAGUCCAGUUUACUUUCGAAAGAUCAACAGUAGCCAAAUCGAUAGAGGAAAUUUGUUGAAUUUAAAUCCCUUUCGAUAUGUAAUAAACACCGACUGCGAUACUAGCUUUCUUGUUUGGGUCGUCACUUCGUACGCUGCUGAUGUGUCGGCCAGAAGUGCGUUACGCAGGGCUUACUCCGAGUCUGAAUUGGAAGAAUUGGGAGUUAGAAGAAUAUUUUUAUUAGCAUUGUUACACGAUGACGUUCAAAAUAAAACCCACGUCACCCAAAAUGCUAUUUUAGAUGAAGCACGGCGAUACAAUGACAUUAUUCAAGGCAACUUUAUUGAGGCAUACAAAAAUCUUACCUACAAACAUGUAAUGGGCCUGAAAUGGGCUACGCAAUAUUGUAAAAAUGCUUCGUACAUCAUGAAAAUGGAUCAUGACAUUGUAGUGGACCUUUACAAAAUUAUAGAUGUAAUAAAAGCAGCCAGUAUACCGCAUAAUAUUGUGAUGGGUUACGUACUGAGAAAUAUGAGUCCCAUACGCGAACCAAUGAACAAAUGGUACGUUACUAGGGAUGAGUAUAUUGCGGACUUCUAUCCAGACUUUUUAUCUGGUUGGUUAUAUGUAACGACUCUAAAAACUGCCAAAGAUUUGGUUGAUGCUGCACAGAUUUAUCCCAAGUAUUUUUGGAUAGAUGAUCUAUUUCUUACAGGUAUCAUUAGAGAGGAAUUAGGUGUAAAGUUUCACGAUAUACAUGAAAUUUAUACAACAAAUAAUGAAUAUUUGAAUUGUUGCUUGAAAGCUCGUACGAAAAAAUUCAAAUGUGACUUUGCAGUUGGGCCAAACGGUGGCGAUACAGAGUUACAAGUUAGAUUCAAGGAUUUUGCUAAAUACUGUAGAAGCAAUUGCUUUCCAAGACCUAAAAAAUUUUCAGUCAAUAAUACUUGCAUUGUCGCUUGGCACGAUCCUAAUUUAGGCCGAGGCAUAGCUCAAGUAUCUCCCCUCCAAUUAAAUGUUGUAUGAACGUAACUUUGUACACUAAACCAGAACUUAUCAAGAUUUUUUUAAAUAAUCUAAUGAUUAGUUAUACGUAUUCCUACCGAUGACCACGUCACCUUCACUAUGGUAUUUUAUAUAGCCUACGAUAUAUCUGCAUUUUAAGUUUAUGUCAGUCAUUUGAAUUGUAUGUUGUGUGGUUGCAAAUGGUUGCAAAUUUGAUUUUUCUACGGUAACAAAAUUUAUUGUUUUUAAUGGACUUCAUCGAUUUCAGAUUGAAAUAUGGUAUUUAUAUUUUGUUUCUAAAUGGUAAAACAAAACCUCAUGACAUGGAAUAAUUGCAUCAAAGCUGCUUCCAGGUAUUGUUGUCACUACAUUAGUUAUCUGUGGAAGGAUAGAUGUUGAAAAAAACAUGACAUUGACUCAAAUUUAUAUUGAAAAUAUUUUUCUUUAUUUAGUUUUUAUUUUUAUAUUACGCAAGUGGAGGCAGAGACUGAACGAUUACUGCCUCAGUUUCUUUCGCAGUAUAAAAGUUGCUCCUGUACUAAAGUGAUCACUGCCAAUCUCACGAUUUGGUAUAGUUGACACAGCUUUACACUGUUUUUGCGUAGGUAGUGUAUAUCGUUCAAUGAGCUCGACCUCACUAAAGAAUAUAUAAUCCACUGUAACCCAGCCGUCUUGGUGAGUUGUAGCUUCGUUUUGCCCAUUACGAUCAAUGUGCGAGUAAACGCUUCGAAAUUUAAAUGGGUGGGUUAAAGAA
Neodiprion fabricii is the source of this 1924-nucleotide messenger RNA. RefSeq names its product beta-1,3-galactosyltransferase 5. The transcript has a single exon. Gene Ontology annotation, molecular function: hexosyltransferase activity. Gene Ontology annotation, cellular component: membrane. The record is from RefSeq and is a predicted model, not a curated record. Bases 88 to 1191 code for a protein of 367 amino acids. Lineage: Eukaryota; Metazoa; Arthropoda; Insecta; Hymenoptera; Diprionidae.